This is a messenger RNA of Planococcus citri (citrus mealybug), 1778 nucleotides long. RefSeq names its product putative nuclease HARBI1. The record is from RefSeq and is a predicted model, not a curated record. Bases 1 to 1092 code for a protein of 363 amino acids. Lineage: Eukaryota; Metazoa; Arthropoda; Insecta; Hemiptera; Pseudococcidae. The transcript has 2 exons.
AUGUCGAUGUACUCAGAUGAUGAUGAAAAUCUUACAUCAGACGAAGAUUUUCAAGAGUUGGUUUACAAGAUUGCGUUUCCGCGCCGAAAAAAAAAAUUUAGACAUCGAAUAGAUCAUUUUGUAGAAUGGAAUGAACAAGAAUUUUUAGAUCGAUUUCGUCUCUCGAAAUCAACCGUUAUGUAUUUAGUUGAAAAACUAAAAUCUAAAAUCAGUUCACGAACUACCAGAAAUAAUGCACUCACUGCACGCGAAAAAGUACUGUUAACGCUACGAUAUUACGCUACAGGCUCAAUGAUAAAAGUAGCUGCAGAUUUUGUUGGCGUACACGAGUCUACUGCCAGCCGCGUUAUCCGACUCGUCUCCUACUAUUUGGCGCGUCUGAGACCAGAAUUUAUCGAGUACCCAACCUCUGAAGAAGAACUAAGUGAAAUACGGCAAGGAUUUUUCAAUAUUGCACAGUUCCCUCGGUGUAUUGGCGCAGUCGACUGCACUCACGUAAAAAUACUAUCUCCUGGUGGCCAGGAUGCUGAAAUUUUUCGCAACAGAAAACGUUUCUUUUCAUAUAACGUUCAAGCUGUAUGCGAUUCUAACCUGCGAUUUCUAAACGUUGUCUGUCGAUGGCCUGGUAGUUCACAUGAUUCUACAAUAUUUAAUAAUUCAUCUAUAAAGUAUAAAUUUGAAGAUGGAGAAUUCGGAAAUGACUUGUUGGUGGGUGAUGGAGGAUAUGGUGUUCGGAAUUACCUCAUUACUCCACUUCGAAAUCCCAUCACUGCCGCUGAAAAAAAAUUCAAUUUCGCACAAAUUCGAACCAGAAACCCCAUAGAACGCACUUUUGGGGUAUGGAAACGACGUUUUCCGAUUUUAGCGGUGGGUAUCAAUUUAGAAGUGACCUCUGUUGAAAUGGUGGUUACAGCUACUGCUGUAUUGCAUAACAUUGCAAGAUUUUUCGGUGAUGCAAUGCCUGCAGUGGAGCGUGGGAUUGAAAGGUUGGUGGAUUUAACGGAGUUUGAUGCCGAAGAAUUUGCUGUGCCACCAAUUAAUGUAAAUCAGAUCCAAAGAGAUACCUUAAUCAAUUACUUCGAUGCACUAUAAUUAAAAAUAAAAUUCUUUAUUGUUUAUGAAAUAAUUUUGAAACGGAGUAUGUAAUACGAAUUCAAUAAAAAAAACGAAGUUCUACAAGUUCUAUUCAAUGCAUUUCCCCAUGAAAUAUUAGUAAUAAAUAAUAAUAAGAUUUUCAGUUGUAUGUUGAUAAAAGGAAGAGAAAAAUGAAAAAUCAUGUUGCAAAACUUGAAUCAAAGUUCUUUUUUUAUUUGUUUUUUAAUCUCUUUUCCGGCAUUGCAAACCAUCUUCUUAUAGAAUGAACUGUUUCAGAGUGUUCUAAUUUUUCAAAAUAAUUUCACCCAUCUACGUUAGUAAUAGAAAAACUUGACCAACUUGAGAAAUAUGAACAAAAAACGCAUUUAUUUCUAGAAAAAAAAUGAGACCAAUACUUCUCAAAUGACUCAAAUUAAUAAUUAAAAAUGAAACAACGAACACAAUCGUGCUGCCGCAGCAGUGAAAUCACAUCAAUUGAAAAUAAAAAUAAUUAACACUCUUGUUGCCACAGCAAGGAGACAUCAAUUAAAAAUAAAAACACACUUGCUGCCACAGCAGUAAAAACACAUCGAUUCAUAAUAAAAGUAAUUAAGAAUUGCUUCCACCUUCCACAGCAGUAAAAACACAUUGAUUAAAAAUAAAAAUAAUUAACACUUACUGCCAGAACAGUAAAAACACAUCCA